Molecule: messenger RNA, 1233 nt
Organism: Strongylocentrotus purpuratus (purple sea urchin)
Lineage: Eukaryota; Metazoa; Echinodermata; Echinoidea; Camarodonta; Strongylocentrotidae
Exons: 2
Coding region: 1-318 (105 amino acids)
Source: RefSeq, a predicted model, not a curated record
AUGAUUGCCAAUGAUCUCGGUGGUGUGGGGUCAAAGGGCAUUUCAGAUCACCCGGAUGUGCACGAGAUAGAUCGCAAGUUGAGCAUGUACCGCGACCACGACUUGGAGUGGUCCAAAUGCCCAUCGAUGACGGCCGAGGAUGUGGCGCAUGUAGUCCUUCGCGCUGCCACCGACGUCAAGCCGCACUUCCGAUACCAACCUCAAGAGGCCGUCGCGGCAUUGGCGGAGCGAAAGUACCGGGAUCCUACCGGGGAUGAGUUUAUUGAUUACUCGGCCGAUAGAUUGAGACCAUUUUAUGGUAAGGCUGGAGAUAAGUAAGUCCAUGGAUGGUAGGGGCCAUGGUAAGACUAACCUGUCGUUCGACUUCUAACAGUGCCAGCUCAUUGAAAGAUUAUUCUGUCAGGUACUUUUGAGUCUUCCUCUUCCUUUUCACUUGUUAUACUGCCGAUGUUUUAUUUUCCAUUUAUACGGUUUCUAUAUACCAAAGAUGCAAUAAUCAUAGAAAGAGAAUUAUGUGCAAAUUGUUUUCGUGAUGGUUUAUAGUUAAACAAACAAAAAUUAUAGUGAACAUUUGUGACACGCUAUUUCUAUCAAAAGUGACACACCUGACACAAUUGUGAGAACUUUUGUAAGUUUUUUUUAGUUCCAGAUCAUAUUUUGAUUGAAACUUGUUUCCGAAUGUGCUAAUGUUGUCGGCGGAAAAAAAAAACCUCAAUACUUCCAGAUAGGUAAAGAAUAAUGAUAAUGAAUGAAAGAUCAUAUUUUGUGUUUAUAAAGAGCCAAGUAUUACUUGUGACAGGAAUGAAAUGACUGCAAACUCACUAAUAUUGAGCUUACUUUUCAUUAUUUGCCAACGAAAUUGUGUAAGUGAAGGAUGUACUAGCACUUUUUGUGACAGGCGAAUAACGUAUAAAUUCUCAGAUCUACAGCAUGCCCACUGUUAUAUUCAAUGCGUUUUCUGGUAUGAAUCAGAGUUGUGCAAGUUAUCUAAUGCCUUUGUAAUUGAAAAAAAAAAAAUUCUGAAUAAAAAAUUGCCUGAUAAAUAUAACAAAUGAUUGGCAAUUUGAUUGCUCACAGGUUCAUAUAUAUAUAUAUAUAUAUAUAUAUUAAUGUAUACAUAUGUUUUAAAAAGGUCAUCAGAUUUUCAAAUUUUUGCAGAAGCAAAACAAAUGGUAAAUAUUUCGGAUUUUCUGACUCACGCUGAAAUAUUUUUGCGACUAGCACCCCCCCCCC